AUGCAAAGGAACUCGGUAGCUGUUCGUCAGCUAAUUCACUACAAGGGACAACCGGAUCCAUUGAAGGGUGAUGCCCUUAAUAAGUCUGUAAGAGAAACUGCUCAAGAAGCUUUAUCAGCUAUAUUUUCUAGAGAAGACAACAGUAAACCACCACCACCACAAGAAGGUCUUACACAACGUAUACAAGGGUUUGGAAACACAAACUUUGACGUUCCAUCUGAUGAUAAGAAGUCGUUUCUUAGUGAUAUGGUUGGCAUUGGAAGUGCAACAAUCAAGCAAGGGUUAAAUAGCUUAUCACAAGCUCAAACUCAUAAUAAAAAUGACACAGGAGCUUACAGGGGCCCUAAUAUGAGAAGAUCAUUGACUAAUGAAUCGAGUUACUCUGAUAGCAAAGAACUUUCUAGUCAAGCUGCACUUUCUUCUAGGUCAUCAACAAAUGCAUAUGGAUCUUGGGGUCAAGAUCUAAAAACAAAUGCUGUGGUAAAAUGCUCCGAGUCUCCUCAAGCCUCUUUAAGGGAAAAUGCAAAUAAGGUAAGCCAUCAAGACAAAUGGAAUGGAGUCUGUACACAGGAAACAUUGAGAAUUGCUAGAAAAGGAUUGCUCAAGACUCAGGAAAAGGUUACUGGUCUUGGUAUAUGUGUGGAGGUGGUAAAGAAUAAGCUAGCACCUGCUAUGAAAAAGGCAGAGCUGGAGAUUGAGUGUGGAGGUGAGUUUUGCGUUUUCAAGUUUACAGGUAAUUUGGAUGAGCGAAAUAUGAAACAGAGGAGAUUGUUGAUUAUGCUGUCAGGCUUUUCACUGGGCUUGUCACCCUUUAGAAUAAAACCUUUGAGAUUUGGGAUAUCUGGACAAGGCAAGGCCACCCUGAACUUGCAAGCACCAUCCAUGUCCAUGCUCACAUAUACUUCUACUUUCUUCAUUUAUUUACUUGUUUGCUGCCAGUUUGGGGUAGAGUUGCAACUGAAAAAUGUUCAAGCUGUUGGUGUUUAUGGGUGGAGCAGUGAAUUUGUUAUUAUUUCCAAUCUAUCAUGGCAACCUUCAACAGUAGUUUUGGACCGGCACCUUCUUGCAGAAGAUAGCGUGUACGUGUUCUUGUGCUGCUAUUAUGGAUUUGGGAACAUCCUUGCUUUCUGGUCCAACUGUAUGUAUCUCACGUGA
Messenger RNA from Lactuca virosa, 1155 nucleotides. The record is from the annotation of a GenBank genome assembly. NCBI's taxonomy places the organism in Eukaryota, Viridiplantae, Streptophyta, Magnoliopsida, Asterales, Asteraceae.